UCACUUCCGGGUCACGGGGCUGGAGGUAGAGAGGAAGAUGGUGAACUUACGGCCGCGGGCGCCUUCCCGCACGUUGUCGGCCAGGACAGUCGUGGACCGGGGCAACGAGGAAGAAGACUCGGAGGAAGAAGAGUCGGGAGAGGAAGAGCCGGACCUGGAGUUCCCCGAUGGUGGCCCAGCAGCCGGAAGGGUGGAGGAGGAGGAAGAGGAGGAGGAAGAUGAAGCCCCAGAAGAGGUGACGUUCGCCAGCGCCCAAGCGGAGGCCAAAGAAGACGAGCGGCGCCUGCGGGACUCUUUGCGCAGGGACAAAGAGCUCCUGAAGGAGAAGAGGAAGCGGCGGGAGGAGCUGUUCGCGGAGCAGAAGAAAAGAAAACUACUUCCAGCCACUCUUCUAGAGGAGUUAACUGCAGCUCCCCAGACUAAAAUAAAUGAAUCAUUACCCAGACUGCAAAAAGGUAACACAGAAAAUGAGAACAAAGGAAAAAGAGAAGAAAAAAAGUUCCCUACACGAGUGAAGAAGAGGUAUGUGGCCUGUAGAUUAAAGGACCAAGAUCUGAUAGACUUAAGGCAGCAAGCAGCCAAAGGCUUUAUACAGAAGUAUUUAUAUGGUCGAGGAAGCAACAGAACUACUGUAAACAAAUUUCUUUCCCUUGACAACAAGAGAUUGCCAGUUAAAAAACCUGCCAUGCAAUUUGUGAAUAAUAAUUGGGGAGCAGAAAGAAAACAAAGUGCUAAGAAGUUCAAAAAACAGUGGAUGCAUAAAAAGAAGAUAGCUUCCAGAAAACCAAAUAUUAUUUAAAUUCCCCUGUUAAAAAAUCAUGCAGAAUUAAACCUGUUGUUUUUAGAAUUUGUGUCAUUCUGAAAUCAUGGGAAUUGAGGGCCCCUUUUAUGAAGGACAGAUUUAUUGGAAAUUAAUAGCUGUUAAUGACUAGCAGGAAAGUAAGCUCUUUUCUCAGUAUUGGCUUCAGCUAUCUUUAUUGUCGUUAAUUGUCUACUACUUGGGAAUAUCAUUGUCCAGUACAGAUCUACGGAACUCAGACCACACAAAAACAUCAUGGUUUAUAAAAUGAGAUUUUUAGGCAGAAGGACGAUUUGAGGCCAUUAAGUCCCUUCAUUUUGCAAAUAAGGAAACUGAGUCUCAAGGCCCAGGGUCACACAAUGUCUCAUUUCAAAAGGAACUGGAAAUAACCAAUACUACAAAUGUGUUCUUGGUCUGACAGGCUUCAGUAAUGCCCAUCUUCCUGAGGAAUGAAUUUCCCAUUUCCCUGUACCACUGACUUGUUCCUUUUCCCCCUUCAAGCAUGGAACAUACUGUGAAGCAGGCUAAUGAUUAAAAGUUUUAUAAUUUAAAAUUCAUACAACUCUAAUAUCUGUAGAAGUAAAUUUUAAUGGCUGGUUAAUUAUGUCACUACAUUUUUAUUGCAAUAUAGUACUCAUUUAAGCACUUAAAAAUGGAAGGUGUACAAAGAUUAAAUUAAGACACUGUAAAUUGACUAAAUAUUUGGUUUUUUAUAUAAAUAAAGGUCGUAACCACA
Messenger RNA from Dromiciops gliroides (monito del monte), 1535 nucleotides. RefSeq names its product nucleolar protein 7 (gene NOL7). Bases 38 to 799 code for a protein of 253 amino acids. Lineage: Eukaryota; Metazoa; Chordata; Mammalia; Microbiotheria; Microbiotheriidae. Gene Ontology annotation, molecular function: RNA binding. The transcript has 8 exons. Gene Ontology annotation, cellular component: nucleus. The record is from RefSeq and is a predicted model, not a curated record.